Messenger RNA from Penicillium verrucosum, 759 nucleotides. RefSeq names its product class I SAM-dependent methyltransferase. The record is from RefSeq and is a predicted model, not a curated record. The coding region runs from base 1 to 759 and encodes 252 amino acids. The transcript is spliced from 2 exons. Lineage: Eukaryota; Fungi; Ascomycota; Eurotiomycetes; Eurotiales; Aspergillaceae.
AUGGAAUAUCCCCCGGGCUCAAAGAUCCUCGAGAUUGGUUGCGGACAAGGAGAUUUCACCUUGGUGGCGGCCUAUAUGGUGGGCGACCAGGGCCAUGUCACAGGAAUUGACCCGGCACCAUUGGACUACGGCGCACCUAUGACUCUAGGAGAAACACAGGACAAACUAAAGCAGAAUCCCAUCGGUGACCGAAUGACAUUCUAUCAAUCAACCCUGGAAGAGUUCCUCGAUUCAAGCGUUUCAGAGCAAGUCUAUGACUAUGCUAUGUUUGUGCAUUCGGUUUGGUACCUGCCAUCUGCCAGCGCGUUGCUGCCAAUGCUGGCAGCUCUCCGCGGAAGAACGAAACACCUUCUCAUUUCGGAGUACUCCCUCGAUGUCCGCGGCGAUAUCGCCGCUCUGCCACAUCUGCUAGCAGCAAUCUCACAGGCUGAGUUCAACUCUAGAGACCACACCUUGGACCGGGAUGAUAAUGUUCAAUCCAUUAUAUCCCCACCCAUGAUUUGUGCGGUGGCGCAAAAGGCAGGGUGGGAGCUUCAGAAAGAAGACAUUGUUGAGUCCCCCGAGGGACAAGAGGAUGCAAGAUGGGAGGUUCAUCGAGUCUUGUCGGAGGAAUAUGCUCUUAGAUCGGGGUCAUCCGGGGAUGCUGGUCGCCAAGGCUUUGCAAGUGAAUUAAUCCAUGCUGUUGCAGAGAGCAAGCGGGCACUUGGACCGAGUCCAAAGCUUAGGACAUUGCCUACGUGGCUGGGCUCUUGGGUGUGA